AUGCCGGCCACCGCCGUCCACGGUGACAGCUUCCGUGCAGAGCGGGUGCCGCGUCUUCUUGACAAAGGUCACGGCGGACGUGACAAGAGCAGACCUCCAGGCGCACUUCUGCAGAUUUGGCGAGCUGUCAGACUGCUAUGUCCCGCCUGGCAACAAGGGCAUAGCCUUUGUCAGCUUCAAGGUGUGCUGCGAGGCCGUGCAACUCAAGGCUUCGUCGGUUGUAGCCCACCAGCAGCACGAGGUGAAGUCCCACGCUCAGGAACCUCAGCAGGGGUCCAAAGGAGGUGGGGAUGCUCGCAGCGGUACUCUCUUUACAUGGCAUCCUCUCGAGUUCUGCUCCCACCGCUGGAAGGAGGUGGCGGCUGCAAUGCCUUCAAUGGUGCCCCUGGUGGUUGUGACCUCGGCAGCUUCGGAGGCUUCGGAGGUGCUCCCUGCAAUGGAUGCGGCUUUAGUGACUUCUCCAUGAUGCAGGGAUUCCAGAAUGGUUUCCAAGCCGGUGCAAACCAACAAAGCUUUGGAGCACCGGCCUUUGCGCAGGGAGGAUUUGUCCCACAGGGCAUACCCGGUGGCUUUCCUGUUCAAGAUGGCAUGGGGCAGUUCCAGGCGAGUCAGCUGCAGACGCAACAAGGCCUGGGCUUUGCGAACUUUGGUGGUGGCUGUCAGCAGCCAAUGGGUCAGGCAGAUUACGGUGCCUUCCAGCACCCACAAGCGGAGAGACCGACGCCGAUCAUGACUACCGGCGGCACUGCAGAUCCGGCGGAACGCCUGGCCUCUGCGCAGAAGCUUCGAGAGGAGGGCAAUGCCAAGUUCAAAGAGCAGGACCUGGGUCGUAGGAUCAUUACGGGUCAUUCCCAGGUGCUUUUGAUUUGUAUUGCGGCAUGUACCCACGGCGCAGUGCAGCAAUGCAGUCAGAGUGGCGCAGCUUUGAACUCGUCUUGGUGGAAGCAGGCGUUGCGACUGACUCAAUUCAAAGAAGUUCCGGAGGGCUUGGGCGAAGACCUGGUGGCCCUGAGGAGACCAACACAGCUGAACUUGGCAUUGGUUUGUCUACGGUCGGAUCCCACAGAGCCCUUUCGGGCACUGGAGCUCUGCGAGGAAGUGUUGGAUGCAGAGCCAGACAAUCCCAAGGCCACCUACCGCAAGGCCAAAGCGCUAAUGGAGCUUGGUGAGCAGAAGGAGGCUGAGUUUGAGCUGGUGCGGGCCUGCAAGCUGAUGCCCAAGGAUGCUUCGGUGAGGAAGGAGCUGGAAGCGCUGAGACAGAGCUUCCGGAACGAAAAGGCCAAGGAGGUGGCAACCUUCCAAGGCCUUUUCGAGAAGAGCCCCGGCUUCGCUUCAGACAAUCGCAAAAAUGAGACGCAGAAGCUGAGCAAAGCAGACGUGGACGACAUAUAUUUCCACGAUGGAAAGGAAAAUCCGUACGAGGCCGCCGACAACCCCCAGGAGUUGGCCAAGGAGUUCCAGGCAUCCGGCAAGUUGGAAGAUGCGGCUCAAGCAUGGGAGGCAAUGGAUGGCAAUGCUUUUCCGGUGGUUCCAUUUUCACAGGUUGCCAUGGGGCAGACGGCGUCGAACGAGGACUGGCAGCAAUCUCAUUUGACCUACGCGCUGGAGUAUGGCGCCUUGUUGAUGGACAUCAACAUCGACCGGCUGGCUUUGCGCUGCUUCAGCACUGCCUUUGAGCGUCCUGCUCAAGAUGAUGAAGCCGAGAGAGCAUUAGCUCGGGUCAGGCAGCAUGCCUUGCUCCUCAAGUCUAUCUGCUUGUUAAACGAAGCAGCAGAGGAUCCGCAGGCAGAAAUCACGGAGUGCCUGGAGAAGUGGCUUUCGGCAGCACAUCCAGGUCCGUCGGAGGAGGCGCUGCAGGAGAGGCUCCUCCGCCUGAGAAGCGAGCAGGGCGGGUCGGCCAGUGCCGAUGUCGCCGUGGCCUUGGGCUUGCUCCAGCUGUUGCAGGGCCAGGAGGGGCUGUUCAAGAGCUUGUCUGUUGCAUCGACUUUUGCUUCUGCCUUGCUGGCUCCAGAGGACGACACCUAUUUUGGUGCUCCUCGGCGGCGGGCCACCAGGUGGAACAUGCUUGGUGCAGUCCUGGCAAAUCGUGGUCGUCCAGAAGAUGCUGUUUGUGCAUAUCGCUGGGCGCUGUACUGGCAACCCCAUUAUCCGCGAGCUUUGAUCAACCUGGCCAUGGCGGAGCUCAAGCGUGGUGGUUUCCUCGAAGCUGCAGCUGCGCAGGCUGCGGCCAUUGCUUCCUCUCCCAGUUGGGCGUGUGGAGAGCUGUGGGCGCAACUGGAGAAGGAAGCACUCGCUCAGACGUCGAUUGACGAUCUUGCUGAAGCGGUACAAGCUCGUCACAUUGCACGAGUUCGUGAACUGCUGGCUCCACACUCCGACAAUUUGGACACGUCCUCGAUGCCUGCGACUUCUCCGGCGGAGGUGUUGAAGGAGAUGAAGCUGGUCGAAUAG
Symbiodinium necroappetens is the source of this 2451-nucleotide messenger RNA. The record is from the annotation of a GenBank genome assembly. Lineage: Eukaryota; Dinophyceae; Suessiales; Symbiodiniaceae.